Hyphopichia burtonii NRRL Y-1933 is the source of this 1286-nucleotide messenger RNA. RefSeq names its product DNA-(apurinic or apyrimidinic site) lyase (gene APN1). The transcript has 2 exons. NCBI's taxonomy places the organism in Eukaryota, Fungi, Ascomycota, Pichiomycetes, Serinales, Debaryomycetaceae. Gene Ontology annotation, biological process: base-excision repair. Gene Ontology annotation, cellular component: mitochondrion; nucleus. Gene Ontology annotation, molecular function: DNA-(apurinic or apyrimidinic site) endonuclease activity; phosphoric diester hydrolase activity; zinc ion binding. The record is from RefSeq and is a predicted model, not a curated record. Bases 29 to 1147 code for a protein of 372 amino acids.
AACCAAGUAAAGUCUUUAGAGAUCAAGAAUGCCACCAAAAGGAAUCAAAAAAGCCGCAAAAGCCGUAAAGAAAGGCGAACCAUUGAGUUUCCAGUAUCCAAGAGUCACAGGGAAUCCGUUGAAAUUUGGAGCUCAUGUUGGGAUGGCAGGGGGGAUAUCGAAUGCUGUGACCAAUGCCAUGAACAUCGGGGCCAAUAGCUUUGCUCUUUUCGUGAAGUCCCCUAGAAAAUGGGUAUCCCCAGAUAUCAAAGAUGAAGAGGCCAAAAAAUUCAUUGACUUGUGUGAAAAAUACGGCUACAAUACUCGUACCGACGUUUUACCUCAUGGAACGUACUUUAUAAACCUUGCAAAUCCAGAUGAAGCUAAGGAAGCCCAGUCUUACAAUGCUUUUGUCGAUGAAUUGAAGAGAUGUGAAAAACUUAAUAUUGGAUUAUACAAUUUCCAUCCCGGUUCAGCAUUGAACGGUUCUCGUCCCGAUGCUUUGAAACAAUUAGCUAAAAACAUCAAUCGUGCCAUUAAAGAAACCUCUUUUGUCAAGAUCAUCAUCGAAAAUAUGGCUGGCCACGGUAACUUGAUCGGAUCUACUUUACAAGACAUCCGUGAUGUUAUUGACAUGGUCGAAGACAAAUCCAGGGUUGGGGUAUGCGUUGAUACUUGCCACAGCUUUGCUGCUGGGUAUGACUUAUCAGAUCAAGAUAAAUUUGACGAAUUUUGGAAACAAUUCGAUACCGUGAUUGGACCGGAGUAUCUCUGUGCAAUUCAUCUUAACGAUUCUAAAGCUCCCUUGGGUGCUAAUCGUGACUUGCAUCAAAAACUAGGUUAUGGUUUCUUGGGCUUGGAAGUAUUCAGAAUCAUUGCCAAUACCGAAAGAUUGCAAAACCUCCCCAUCAUCCUAGAAACCCCAGUCGGAGACGACGACUCCGUUUACGGAGAAGAAAUCAAAUUAUUGGAAUGGCUACAAAAUAAGCCAAAAGACGAUACUGAAUACCUUACUAAGCUGGAAGAAUUAUACAAACUAGGAUCCAAAGAAAGAGCUGAACAAUUGAAAAAAUUCGAAUCAAAAGUGGCCAAAAAUGAAAAAGCAGCCUCCAAAAAAAGAUCAGGCUCAGACAUCAGCUCAAUGCUUACGAAAAAGACAAAAGCCUAAUUAAUCCUUGUACAUUUAUUCAUGACUUUGUAUAUAUAAUCCUUUUUGCAACUGUAGAACUUGAUAUGGUUUCGGGUGUCGCACGACACUUCUUCCCAAUCCUGUUUUUUUUUUUUUUCUGCCUACAGAAAAUUUUAAG